AAGGGGCGUAUAUUAACAGUAUAAAAGAAGAGUGGCAUUGUUCUCGAUCUUUCUCCGUAGAUCUAGGUGUGAGCAGACAAACUUGUUGGACUCAGUCGAAAGGAACAGCCAUGAGGGAAAUUGUACAUCUCCAGGCCGGCCAGUGCGGUAACCAGAUCGGUGCCAAGUUUUGGGAGGUCAUUAGUGACGAGCACGGCAUUGACCCAACUGGAACCUACCAUGGGGACAGUGACCUGCAGCUGGACAGGAUCAACGUUUACUACAAUGAAGCGUCAGGUGGUAAAUAUGUGCCACGUGCCAUCCUUGUGGACCUUGAGCCAGGCACCAUGGAUUCUGUGAGAUCUGGACCAUUUGGCCAGAUAUUCAGACCUGACAACUUUGUUUUUGGUCAGAGUGGUGCAGGCAACAACUGGGCAAAAGGCCACUACACCGAAGGUGCAGAGCUGGUGGACGCGGUUCUGGAUGUGGUGAGGAAGGAGGCAGAAAGCUGUGACUGCCUGCAGGGCUUCCAGCUUACACAUUCCUUGUGGUGCACAGGGUCAGGCAUGGGAACCCUGCUGAUCAGCAAGAUCCGUGAAGAGUACCCAGAUCGCAUCAUGAACACCUUCAGCGUUGUGCCUUCUCCUAAAGUCUCCGACACUGUAGUCGAGCCCUACAACGCUACGCUGUCGGUCCAUCAGCUCGUAGAAAACACUGAUGAGACCUACUGCAUUGACAACGAGGCCCUCUAUGACAUCUGCUUCCGCACACUGAAACUAACAACUCCCUCCUACGGUGACCUAAACCACCUGGUCUCUGCAACCAUGAGCGGUGUGACCACCUGCCUGCGAUUCCCCGGACAGCUCAACGCUGACCUGCGCAAGCUGGCCGUCAACAUGGUGCCGUUUCCACGUCUGCAUUUCUUCAUGCCUGGCUUUGCUCCCCUCACAAGCAGAGGCAGUCAGCAGUACCGGUCCCUCACCGUGCCAGAGCUCACCCAGCAGAUGUUUGAUGCCAAGAACAUGAUGGCGGCCUGUGACCCGCGCCAUGGGCGCUACCUGACGGUGGCUGCCAUCUUCCGUGGACGCAUGUCCAUGAAGGAGGUAGAUGAGCAGAUGCACGUGCAGAACAAGAACAGCAGUUACUUCGUUGAAUGGAUCCCAAACAAUGUCAAGACCGCUGUCUGCGACAUCCCCCCCAGAGGUCUCAAAAUGGCUGCCACAUUCAUCGGCAACAGCACCGCCAUUCAGGAGCUGUUCAAGCGUAUCUCAGAGCAGUUCACUGCCAUGUUCAGGCGCAAGGCUUUCCUCCACUGGUACACAGGAGAAGGGAUGGAUGAGAUGGAGUUCACAGAGGCUGAGAGCAACAUGAAUGAUCUGGUGUCUGAGUACCAGCAGUACCAGGAUGCUACUGCUGAAGAGGAGGGAGAGUUUGAAGAGGGAGAGGAGGAGCUAGCUUAAACCUGUCCUGUUUUUGAAGCUGACAUGUUGUGUUUUUCAGUUGGCUCAUUCUUUUUGUUAAACUGUCUGAAGUUUAACCUAGCUCAUGUUUAAGUCCUCGUUCUGGGCUGGUUCGUUCCACGGUCCAAAUGUUGUGGGUUUUUCCUGAGCUUGUUCGCUCGAUACCACAGUUGUCAUUAGCAUGCUGUUCAGAGCAGUAUACAAUGUUGGAUGGCUGCAGGCUUGAAUAUGAGUACUAUUUACAUUUGUUUGCUAGUUCUUUGGAGCAAGGCCUGAACCCAAACUUCUGUAUGCAAAAAAACGUUGUAGGAAUUAGUCCUGUAAAAUGACCUUCAGCCAACAGGUGGCGCUGCUGUUCAGAAGUAUGAAGGCUGGUUUGCUGCUGUCCUGUAGUUUUUGGGGCUGAUUUGUUCGAAUAAAAGAUGUUCUGAAAGGA
Messenger RNA from Nothobranchius furzeri (turquoise killifish), 1875 nucleotides. RefSeq names its product tubulin beta-1 chain. The record is from RefSeq and is a predicted model, not a curated record. Lineage: Eukaryota; Metazoa; Chordata; Actinopteri; Cyprinodontiformes; Nothobranchiidae. Gene Ontology annotation, molecular function: structural constituent of cytoskeleton; GTPase activity; GTP binding. Gene Ontology annotation, cellular component: cytoplasm; microtubule. Gene Ontology annotation, biological process: mitotic cell cycle; microtubule cytoskeleton organization.